CACUCAUAAUAAUUUUAUGUAAUUAUUAUAGUAUUAUUUAUUUAUAUUUAUAUAUAUGCUCUCCCCACUCCCCCACCAUUUUGCAAUCGUCAACUUCAUUAGCUAACAAAAAAGCAUAACAGAAACAGAGUCCAGAAACACAUUGAAACAUUAUUCGACCUUGCAAGAGUUCGUCAAUGGCGGUCAAAGUUUAUGUUGUGUACUACUCCAUGUAUGGACAUGUUGAGAAGCUAGCACAAGAAAUCAAGAAAGGCGCUGCUUCGGUAGAAGGCGUUGAGGUCAAAAUAUGGCAGGUGCCUGAGACACUGCCAGAAGAAGUGCUUGGUAAGAUGGGUGCACCACCAAAGACCGAUGCACCAAUCAUCACCGCCGAUGAGCUGGCCACGGCUGAUGGUUUUGUCUUUGGCUUCCCUACUAGAUUCGGGAUGAUGCCUGCUCAAUUUAAGGCUUUCCUAGAUUCCACUGGUGGUCUAUGGAGGACACAACAGCUUGCAGGCAAGCCUGCCGGAAUCUUCUAUAGCACCGGUUCCCAGGGAGGUGGACAAGAGACAACAGCGCUUACUGCUAUCACUCAGCUUGUGCAUCACGGAAUGAUAUUCGUUCCGAUCGGAUACACAUUUGGUGCCGGCAUGUUUGAGAUGGAGAACGUGAAAGGUGGAAGUCCAUACGGGGCCGGAACUUAUGCCGGUGACGGCUCAAGGCAGCCAUCUCAGCUUGAGUUGGACCAAGCAUUCCACCAAGGAAAGUACCUUGCAUCCAUCACAAAGAAGCUCAAAAACGAACAAGCUGCAUAAAAUAUGUUGGCCUAAUACUUAUAAACAAUAUUAAUAAUAAUUAUUGAACUACACUUAAAUUAUUGCUUGAAAAAUCCAUUACCCCAUUUUUCACCCUUGAGAUAUAUUCACUUCUUGCAGGUAAUAUAUAAUUUUUCUUUUUCUUUUUUUUUUCACACCCGAAAGAAAGUGAUUUGUAUGUGUGUUCACAGUGUGCAUGCAAUUGUUGUUGCUACUUAUUGAUGGUGAUGAAAAGGUUUGUUUGUUGUGUUAUUUUUUUUUCA
This is a messenger RNA of Arachis stenosperma, 1057 nucleotides long. RefSeq names its product probable NAD(P)H dehydrogenase (quinone) FQR1-like 1. Gene Ontology annotation, molecular function: FMN binding; NAD(P)H dehydrogenase (quinone) activity. The transcript has 4 exons. Lineage: Eukaryota; Viridiplantae; Streptophyta; Magnoliopsida; Fabales; Fabaceae. Bases 177 to 794 code for a protein of 205 amino acids. The record is from RefSeq and is a predicted model, not a curated record.